CAGAUGAUAUUAACCGUUUUCUUGAGCAACAAUGAACAGAUUUUAACAGAAGUUCCUAUAACACCAGAAACAACCUGUCGAGAUGUUGUAGAAUUUUGCAAGGAACCUGGAGAAGGCAGCUGCCAUUUAGCUGAAGUAUGGAGGGGAAAUGAACGUCCCAUACCCUUCGAUCAUAUGAUGUACGAACAUCUUCAGAAAUGGGGUCCACGGAGGGAAGAAGUGAAAUUUUUCCUUCGACACGAGGACUCUCCAACUGAGAACAGUGAACAAGGUGGCCGUCAGACCCAAGAGCAACGAACUCAGAGAAAUGUAACAAAUGUACCUGGAGAAAAACGCACUGAAAAUGGGGUUGGGAAUCCACGUGUUGAACUUACCCUCUCAGAGCUCCAAGAUAUGGCAGCUAGGCAACAGCAGCAGAUUGAAAAUCAGCAGCAGAUGUUGGUUGCCAAGGAACAGCGUUUACAUUUUCUAAAGCAACAGGAGCGCCGUCAGCAGCAGUCUAUUUCUGAAAAUGAGAAGCUUCAGAAAUUGAAAGAACGAGUUGAAGCCCAGGAGAACAAGCUGAAGAAAAUUCGUGCCAUGAGAGGACAAGUCGACUACAGCAAAAUCAUGAACGGCAAUCUGUCUGCUGAAAUAGAAAGGUUCAGUGCCAUGUUCCAGGAAAAGAAGCAGGAAGUACAGACUGCAAUUUUAAGGGUUGAUCAGCUUAGUCAGCAGUUGGAAGAUUUAAAGAAAGGAAAACUGAAUGGGUUCCAGUCUUAUAAUGGCAAAUUGACAGGACCAGCAGCGGUGGAGCUAAAAAGACUGUACCAAGAACUACAGAUUCGUAACCAGCUUAACCAGGAACAAAAUUCAAAACUUCAGCAGCAGAAGGAACUCUUAAAUAAGCGCAACAUGGAGGUGGCCAUGAUGGACAAGCGAAUCAGUGAACUGCGUGAACGUCUCUAUGGGAAAAAAAUUCAGCUGAACCGUGUGAAUGGCACGUCGUCACCACAGUCACCUCUGAGCACAUCCGGCAGGGUCGCUGCUGUGGGGCCUUAUAUCCAGGUUCCCAGUGCCGGAAGCUUUCCUGUCCUGGGGGACCCCAUAAAGCCCCAAUCUCUCAGUAUUGCCUCAAAUGCUGCUCAUGGAAGAUCCAAAUCCGCUAAUGAUGGAAACUGGCCAACAUUAAAACAGAAUUCUAGCUCUUCAGUGAAACCAGUGCAGGUGGCUGGUGCAGACUGGAAGGAUCCGAGCGUGGAGGGGUCUGUCAAGCAGGGCACCGUCUCCAGCCAGCCUGUGCCCUUCUCAGCACUGGGAUCCGCGGAGAAGCCGGGCGCCGAGAUGGGUAAAGUGCCACCUCCCAUCCCGGGUGGAGGCAAACAGCUGCCUCCAAGCUAUGGGACAUACCCAAGUCCCACACCUCUGGGUCCUGGGUCGACAAGCUCCCUGGAAAGGAGGAAGGAAGGCAGCCUGCCCAGGCCCAAUGCAGGCCUGCCAAGUCGACAGAGGCCCACCCUGCUGCCCCCCACAGGCAGUGCCCCCCAGCCAGGCUCUUCACAACAGAUUCAGCAGAGGAUUUCUGUACCGCCAAGUCCCACGUACCCGCCAGCGGGACCACCUGCAUUUCCAGCUGGGGACAGCAAGCCUGAACUCCCACUGACAGUGGCCAUUAGGCCCUUCCUGGCCGAUAAAGGAUCAAGGCCACAGUCUCCCAGGAAAGGACCCCAGACAGUGAAUUCAAGUUCCAUAUACUCCAUGUACCUCCAGCAAGCCACACCACCUAAGAAUUACCAGCCGGGAGCACACAGCGCCUUAAAUAAGUCAGUUAAAGCAGUGUAUGGUAAGCCUGUUUUACCUUCGGGUUCAACAUCUCCAUCGCCGCUGCCGUUUCUUCACGGGUCACUGUCCACGGGCACACCACAGCCUCAGCCACCCUCAGAAAGUGCUGAGAAAGAGCCCGAGCAGGACGGCCCCGCCGCCCCCACAGAUGGCAGCACCGUGGAGAGCCUGCCACGGCCACUCAGCCCCACCAAGCUCACGCCCAUCGUGCAUUCGCCACUGCGCUACCAGAGUGACGCGGACCUGGAGGCCCUCCGCCGGAAGCUGGCCAAUGCGCCCCGGCCCCUGAAGAAGCGCAGCUCCAUCACAGAGCCCGAAGGCCCCGGCGGGCCCAACAUCCAGAAGCUGCUGUACCAGCGCUUCAACACCCUGGCCGGCGGCAUGGAGGGCACCCCUUUCUACCAGCCCAGCCCCUCCCAGGACUUCAUGGGCACCUUGGCCGAUGUGGACAAUGGAAACACCAAUGCCAAUGGAAACCUGGAAGAGCCCCCCCCUGCCCAGCCUACAGCCCCACUCCCCGCCGAGCCUGCCCCGUCGUCAGAUGCCAAUGAUAAUGAGUUACCUUCCCCCGAACCAGAGGAGCUCAUCUGUCCGCAAACCACCUACCAAACUGCCGAGCCGGCGGAGGACAAUAACAACAAUGUGGCCACGGUCCCCUCCACGGAGCAGAUCCCAAGUCCUGUGGUCGAGGCCCCAUCUCCAGGGGAAGAGCAGGUCCCUCCAGCACCUCUUCCCCCUGCCAGCCACCCUCCUGCCACCUCCACGAGCAAACGGACCAACUUGAAGAAGCCCAACUCGGAGCGGACAGGGCAUGGGCUGAGAGUCCGGUUUAACCCCCUGGCACUGCUUCUAGACGCAUCUCUGGAAGGAGAGUUCGAUCUGGUGCAGAGGAUCAUCUACGAGGUGGAAGAUCCCAGCAAGCCCAAUGAUGAAGGGAUCACCCCACUGCACAACGCCGUCUGCGCUGGCCACCAUCACAUCGUGAAGUUCCUGUUGGACUUUGGCGUCAACGUGAAUGCUGCUGAUAGUGAUGGAUGGACGCCGCUGCACUGCGCUGCCUCUUGUAACAGCGUUCACCUCUGCAAACAGCUGGUGGAGAGUGGUGCCGCCAUUUUUGCCUCAACCAUAAGCGACAUUGAAACUGCUGCAGACAAGUGUGAGGAGAUGGAGGAAGGCUACAUCCAGUGCUCCCAGUUUCUAUACGGGGUGCAGGAAAAGCUGGGUGUGAUGAACAAAGGUGUGGUGUAUGCUCUGUGGGACUACGAGGCCCAGAACAGUGAUGAGCUGUCCUUCCACGAAGGGGACGCCCUCACCAUCCUGAGGCGCAAGGACGAAAGCGAGACUGAGUGGUGGUGGGCUCGCCUUGGAGACCGGGAGGGCUAUGUGCCCAAAAACCUGCUGGGGCUGUAUCCACGGAUCAAACCCCGACAGCGAACGCUCGCCUGAACUUCCUUUUGGAGCACCGCAUGGUCUUGCCAGCUACCAGGAGCCACUGAAGAGAUUAUUGUGCCGUUUUCCCAGGAAAGCUGAAGCUAGAAAAUGGUCUUAAUGGUGCUCACUUCAGCAGACAGCGUCCACAAUGUGAAUCCUAGUUUCCAGGUGAGGCCCUUUCUCCAGUUUGCCCAUAACUGGGAGAGGUACUUUCGCCUCCAAGGACUGAAUUUUGCCAAUUACUAUAAAUCCAAAUAAAUACCCGCUUUCAAAACACCCACCCCUCUUGCCAUUAAGAAGGUCCCAUAACCCCUGGUUGGUUGCCAGUGAAGACAGCUCUUACUGACUUGGCCCCGAGGCCAUCACCCCCUCCAGCAGUGAACACUGUCCGUGGCUGUGAGGCCUGCUCCCCUGCGACAGCCCUGCCUCCUGUCACCGCAUCGGACACUCAUCCUUUCUCACACUCCCCACACACGAUCCUUCUUCCUCCCUUCAUCACCAAAGGAGCCUCUGUAUGGAAACGUGUCCAGUGUUGCUGCCCGACGUGUAUGCCUCCCAGCAGCCACCCUGCCUGGCCGCCUUGGGGGUUCUGCUUCCUGUUCCAGUUCACCUAAAGGCUGAUUGUGCAGGCCCAGCACUGUGGCUGGACUGCCACGCCACGGGCACCAGGACCCCUAAGACCAAGUGACAAUCGGAAGAGCCUCAGCGUAUACUCUUCUGUGAUUUUACAGCCUCUCAUGCUGCUCAGUGUGGUUCUCAGCCCUGCAAGCUCAAAUUCAGUUCUCUGAAUGGAGUCAGGUGUUGGAGGCCGUGGCAGCGGAGGGUAGUCAGGGUUGGGGCUGGGGGUGGACUGGCGUGAGGGCAGACCAGGGCCAGGUAGAUGGGGCUGUUUGGUGUCUGAAGGAUGGCAGGUGCCUGGCAUCAGGAGGGGCCGCCACCAAGGGGCAGCAGCUGGGGCAGAGGAGAUGGGGUCAGGGGCCACCCCCCUCUGCUGAUCUCCCUGCCUGGGCUGGCUGUGAGGACACCACCUUUGUCCCAGGCCCAGCCUCGAGGCGAGGAGGACGCUUCACUGCGGUGUGAAUUGUACGUACAGGCUUUUUAUAUACCAAAAGUAUUUUUUGACUAGACCAUUCAAAGCUACCCGAACUAUGUUGGAAAUUUUUUUUCUCAUUAAAAUACAGGCCCUUAGGCUCUAUUUUUCAUGUAUGAGUCUUGUGUGUAAUUUAUGUAUAAAUGUGUGUAUAGAGUCACUGAUGCAGCACUGUAGCCCAUCACCCUGGAGCAUUGACUGUACAUAGUGUGGUGAAGAAAACUGAAUGCCAUUGUAGAGCAGCCCGGCCACAGGAGCGUGGCCACUGCCACCCGACGCUGCUGACGCUGUGUAAAUGUGCACAAUAAACCCGUCUCACCCUGGC
Messenger RNA from Mandrillus leucophaeus (drill), 4667 nucleotides. RefSeq names its product protein phosphatase 1, regulatory subunit 13B (gene PPP1R13B). The transcript has 16 exons. The record is from RefSeq and is a predicted model, not a curated record. Gene Ontology annotation, molecular function: transcription factor binding; p53 binding. Bases 4 to 3267 code for a protein of 1087 amino acids. Gene Ontology annotation, biological process: regulation of apoptotic process; negative regulation of cell cycle; apoptotic process. Gene Ontology annotation, cellular component: nucleus. Lineage: Eukaryota; Metazoa; Chordata; Mammalia; Primates; Cercopithecidae.